Bombus huntii is the source of this 2815-nucleotide messenger RNA. Its product is annotated as soluble guanylate cyclase 89Da-like. Gene Ontology annotation, biological process: cGMP biosynthetic process; response to oxygen levels; nitric oxide-cGMP-mediated signaling. Gene Ontology annotation, molecular function: guanylate cyclase activity; oxygen sensor activity; heme binding. The record is from RefSeq and is a predicted model, not a curated record. Lineage: Eukaryota; Metazoa; Arthropoda; Insecta; Hymenoptera; Apidae. Gene Ontology annotation, cellular component: guanylate cyclase complex, soluble. The transcript has 13 exons. Bases 853 to 2646 code for a protein of 597 amino acids.
ACCGAAUUCUCCAAAUUUCCACUAAUUUCAAAUUGAAUCAAUCCUAAAACUCACUUUUACCUGCUGAACUUAAAAACUUCAACCUCCAAAAAUCGCUAGUGAAUAUUUUACAUAUUUUACAAAAUAGAGAAGAUUGGAUCAGCCUAUAUAUAAAUUGCAUCCAUUAAAUUUCUUAAGGCUUUUCUCAUUGCCAGAAAAACCAUUCAACAGAACCAACCACAUACUUAAUUUAGGAAAUCACUUUCAUCCGUUAAAUGUAAAGGCGUCGAGCUUCAAAAACUACGUUUUCAGCUAUCAUCUUUGACAUUUCACGUACUACCUUGACAGGAAUGAGAUCAGACCAACGUAUAUUACAUACAUAUAACUUACUGUCAUCGCAUACGUCAGAAUUUCUGACAAGUAAGGGAAACAAUUCCCAGGUGUACGUACGCUAUCGGAAGAUGAACAGGUGUCCAAAGGUGCUAGGAAGCAAGCAGAAGAACCAGCAUGCUGCGCACGCAGUCGGCGUGAAUCCUAACCACCCUUCCCGAGUCUGAACCCCCGUCGGCACAAUGUUGAAACUCAAAGUUAAGCGCGCCGUCGAGCCGGACCAGUCUCUCUGUGUUCACUCUCUCGUAAAGAGAGAUAAUAAAAGCGCAAUCUGAUAUGGCAACUGGCAUAGUAAUGGCGCGAAACACUUGACUGGAAGACGGCGGUGCGACGCGUUCGCCGCGACGAUGCAACCGACGUUCCGCGCUCAGAAACACCGUCGUGAUCGCGAAAGAUCGCAUUUUCCCAAUUCCGGGCACGAGCUGCUUCCUUAUGAAUGCGUACGUCACUUGGUGAAGUAAUACCGCGGAAACAGCCGGAACAAUGUACGGUAUGCUGUUGGAGAGUGUGCAGCACUUCGUGCAGUUAGAAUACGGCGAGGAUGUGUGGCUUCAGCUCCUGGAAAGAGCUGAUUGCAAACAUAUGGUUUUCAACACGCGACAAACGUAUCCCGACGAGCUUAUGACCAAUUUAGCUGCUGCAUUAGCCGAAUGCAAUGGCGAAUCCGUGGAGGAUGUAAUGCAAUUCUUUGGGAAGUGUUUCGUUAGAUUUUUUAGCAACUUAGGAUAUGCCUGCAUGAUAAAAGCCACUGGUCGUUAUUUUUGUGACUUUCUACAAAACGUUGACAAUAUUCACAUGCAAAUGAGAUUCACGUAUCCACGUAUGAAAAGUCCUUCGAUGUACACUACACACGUCGACCCACAGGGUGUGGUGUUAGUUUAUCGAAGCACCAGGAAAGGAUUUACGCACUAUCUUAUGGGUCAGUUAUUUCAAAUAGCGAAAGAGCUUUACGAAACAGAUUUAGUCAUACGAGUAUUAGGAAGUUCAAACAAUAUCCCUGGAUCCAGAAGUGUAAUGGUUAAAUUUAGAAUUGAUUUCGACAAUCGUGAAUACAUCGCAAAGAACAACAGUAUGAAAACUCCACUUGGCCGUGAAUUAGCACCGGUGUCAAUAUCGUUCCUUUUACGUCUUUUCCCAUUUGGAGUGGUAAUCAACAAAGACAUGAAGAUAUUGGGGGCCGGUGAUAAACUCCUGCAAGCAUGGGGUGGCAGUUCGUCCAUUUUGAAUAAACACGUCACGGAUGUUUUUAAAUUCCGUAGGCCUAAAGGGAUAUCUUUCACGUGGGGAAAUGUGAUGUACUUGCAUUCUGUGAUGUUCGAAUUGGAGCUGGUCAGAUUAAACGAUAACGAUGCUUCAUCUAACUCGGACAAUACCCCAAGCACCAGCUCGGGAUUGGAUAGGCGAGGCAGUCAAGGAGCCAGGAGCAUACUAUUGAAAGGUCAAAUGAGAUAUAUCGAGGAUCUUAAAGCAAUUAUUUUCUUAUGUAGUCCCCUAAUUAACAGUUUAGACGAAUUGCUUAACAUGGGCCUGUACCUGAACGACCUAAAUCCUCAUGGCUUGAGUCGUGAGUUAGUACUCGCCGGAUGGCAACAUUGCGGAAGAUUAGAGAUGAUGUUUGAGAGGGCUGAGCAGAGAUCAACCGAAUUGGAAAACAGCUACGCGUUGCUGGAUCGCUGGAAGAAUAAGAGCGACGAGCUUUUGUAUUCCAUGAUCCCACAGACGGUUGCUGAUCGAUUGCGUGCUGGAGCUUGUCCUUUAAGCACUUGCGAGUCAUUCGAGUCUAUUUCCGUCUUAUUCUGCGAGCUUUGCGACUUCGAUUAUUCAACGAUCGAAGGUGCAAUGGACAUUGUCUCAUCGAUGAACGCUGUUUUUUCUUGUUUCGACUCGCUGAUGGAUGAAUUUAACGUAUACAAAGUAGAAACAGUCGGCCGGGUCUAUAUGGCAGCCAGUGGUGCGCCAGAUAGAACGGAAAAUCACGCGCAAAAUAUCGCAGACGUUUCGCUGCAGCUGCUGAAACACGUCCGAUCCCUUAAGUUACCCUCUGGUGUCGAUAUUCAAAUUCGUAUAGGAAUCCAUUCUGGACCAGCUGUAGCAGGUGUAGUUGGCAUCAAAGUACCUAGAUAUUGCUUUUUCGGUGACACUGUGAAUACUGCUUCUAGGAUGCAAACGACUAGUCUGUGUACACAGUGGUUUAAACAUUUUCACGAUUCAGCCUGGAAAGGUGCAGAUCUCAUCGGAUGUGAAAGCGUUAUUACCACCGGAUCGGUAUUACGUUGAAUCACGCGGAUUGGUUUGGGUCAAGGGUAAAGGUAACAUGGAAACUUAUUGGUUAUCCGACAAAGUAGACACGGACGGUAAAUCGACUGAGCAACAAGCUACUAAGCCGGAAGGACUUCUAGUCACUGAUAUUUAAAACGUGGUCAAAUGGCGAGUUAGAUAAUUCUAA